GGUACCCAGGAACUGGUUAAACAGGUGAAGAAUUUGCCCCAAGCCAACUACAACCUCCUCAAAUACAUAUGCAAAAGCACUUUAAGAUCAGUAAAGAAAGGCAUUUUUUCCAGGUUCCUUGAUGAAGUUCAGGCUCAUUCCAGCAUUAACAAGAUGAGCGUCCAGAACCUGGCUACAGUAUUUGGACCAAAUAUAUUACGACCCAAAAUGGAAGACCCAGUGACCAUGAUGGAAGGCACCUCGCUAGUUCAGCACCUGAUGACAGUGCUGAUAAGUGAACAGGGGCGAAUCUUUGCUGUUCCUCAGGCAGAUGUGCCAGGGAGCCAGCUGGAAAUCAGACCUGUGCGUCAACGCAGCACUGUGGAGUGGAUCUCUGAGGAGGACGGAGAGGACAGCAAGGCAGAGAACAGCAUUCCCGGCCCCGCUGAUUUGUCUUCUAGCAAUGCUGUGGCACUAGAGGCCACCCCUGGACCUGCGGUGAAAAACACUCCCUCAGAGCACAGUGGCAAAUUGACUCAGCCUGCCACCAGCCCCAGCAAAAGAGUGCAGACGCUACCUCCGUGGAAAUACUCCUUCCGCCAGCAGGGAGCACGGUCUGUGAGUCCAAAACUGGGCAGCUCAUCCUUAGAUAUCCCCAACCUCUCCUCUGGUGGGAACUGGUUGAUGAACGGACUGUACUCCCUCCGAGGCCAUCGCCGGACAGCCUCUGGGGAGCGAGUUAAAGACUCGUGUUCUUCCCAGAGACUCUCUACGUACGACAACGUCCCUUCGUCCAGCCUCUCCCUUAGCACUCACAGCAUGGCCAGCACCACGUGGUCUACGUCGUCGUGUGAAAUCUCCGUGGUGGACUCGGUCAGCAGUUGUCCGGCCUGCCGGGCCAGUGACUCUUCUGCUUUAAGCUCUCUCAAAACGGAGUGGGUAACUCAGGGCUCGCUGUCUCAGAGUGAGGUCAAGACUGCAGAUCUAGAGAACAGCAUCGACAGGUUUGACGCAUGCAGCACCAGCAGCAGUGAACAAAGCAACCCUGCUGCGGCUUCCAGAGACUCUGUCAAAUGCUCCAGGGCCUUGCAGAGCUUGGUGGUGGAGCUAAAGACAGAACUGAGCAAACAGAGGACUGAGUAUGAGACUAGUAUCAAAAGAAUUGAAGAAACAAGUGCAGACCUGAGGAAACAAGUGGUUAGGUUAGAAGAAGAACUGGACCAAGAACGAAAGAAAUACACCAUGCUGGAAAUAAAGCUGAGGAAUUCUGAACGUGCUCGUGAAGAUGCCGAGAAGAGAAAUCACCUCCUGCAGAAGGAAAUGGAAGAGUUUUUUUCGACAUUAGGAUGUUUAACUGUUGGGAAUCAAAGCGCUAAAGUCCCUAAGUAGAACAAGCUGAUGUACAGCACAGGAAAAUCCUAUUUCUGGCAAAACCAGUGAAAAAGGCACAUUUUGUUCUGGUAUACUCAUGUAUCAUGAGUAAUUCUACAGUGAUUGUGCUCUCAGUGACACUUGCUCUGUUGUCUUAACAUGUGCUGUAAUAUGUGGGCCAGCUGGGAAAAAGUGCUAAACAUAAUGCUUGAAAGUUUAGAU
Molecule: messenger RNA, 1572 nt
Organism: Mesitornis unicolor (brown roatelo)
Lineage: Eukaryota; Metazoa; Chordata; Aves; Mesitornithiformes; Mesitornithidae
Gene: ARHGAP22
Product: Rho GTPase activating protein 22
Exons: 5
Biological process (GO): signal transduction; activation of GTPase activity
Cellular component (GO): focal adhesion
Molecular function (GO): GTPase activator activity
Source: RefSeq, a predicted model, not a curated record